CUGGGCAUUGAUAAUAAUAUCAGAACCAAGAUGGAGUAUAUAAAAGUGAUGUGACUGCGUCUUUAGAGCUUUAUUCUUGCCAUCCUCAAUCAAAGAACAAAAUCUACAACAACGCGCAUCAUCAUGGCUACUUUGAAUGCUCCAAGUAUGGAGCGGCGACCCAGCACCAUUGCUGCGACACGAUACAUUAUCACGGGGGGCAGUGGAUUUCUCGGAAACAAGAUCGUGGAGAAACUCUUGAUUGACCCCUCGGCGAAUGUUACCAUUCUCAGUCGUAAUCCAAAACAAACAAGAGAUAGAGUUUCAUACUUUGCGGCCGAUAUUUCCAGCGAUGCAGAGGUCAGGUCCAUCUUCAACGAAAUCAAGCCUCACGCAGUCAUCCAUACAGCGUCUCCACUUCACAACGAUACUGCCGACGCCCACUACCAGACCAAUGUGGAGGGAACCAACGUCCUCCUCAAAGCUGCGCUGUCGACGCCUGAGACAGUGGCUUUUGUGUACACAUCUAGCGAAUCCGCAGUCAAACCUUCGCAGGAACCACUGACUGAGGAUAAGGCAGAGCUGUAUGUAGAUGCCGAUUGGCAUCAUCCGUACGGCAAGACAAAAGCUAUGGCCGAGGGUCUGGUGCUGAAAGCAAAUGGAGAUCACCUCAAGACGGCCGUGAUACGACUUCCUGGACUCUACGGUGAAGGAGACACUGUCUUUGUACCGCAUCUAAUGGAGAGUAUACACAAGAACGAGCACAAGACCCAGGUUGGCAACAACACGAAGAUGUUCGAAUUCGUCUAUGUCGACAAGGCAGCUGAAGCCCAUAUUCUUGCCACCCAAGCCCUGUUGGACCCAGUCCGAGGCGAGGGUGUUGCUGGAGAAGCUUUCUUCAUCUCUGACGGCAAGCCCCAGCCCUUUUUCGAUUUCGCGAGGAAAUGUUACGCCGCAGCUGGAAGUCCCGUGGAAGCGGAUGAGGUUUCGGUUGUUCCACUGGUGGUUGCUCAGGCCAUGGCUUCAACCGGUGAAUGGGCCUACAAGGUCCUUACAUUUGGUAGCAGAACGCCACACACAAGAAGGGAUGAUGUGGACCAUUUGGAUCAAGGGACAUGUUGGUCGAUCGAGAAAGCCAAGCAAAGGCUCGGCUACGAACCUGUCGCUGAUCAGGAUGAGGCAAUAAGAAAAACCAUGGAAUGGGCCAAGAUUAAGUUUCCAGGGAAUUGAAGUUGUAUACAAGCUGUCUCAAUCACGUAGAUCGUACGAUGUUUCUGUCUGUAUCUCAGCGUAGCUUUUAAUAUUUGCCUAGGCAGCUGGCAAAUGCCUGAAUGAAGUCUUCAACGACAAGUGUGGUGUGUCCGAAAGAACGUCUGAAAGGACGGGUACAAGAGAUCUCAUUCCAUCUAUGUAGUUCAAUUCGAUCGAG
Molecule: messenger RNA, 1408 nt
Organism: Aaosphaeria arxii CBS 175.79
Lineage: Eukaryota; Fungi; Ascomycota; Dothideomycetes; Pleosporales
Product: NAD(P)-binding protein
Exons: 1
Coding region: 124-1209 (361 amino acids)
Biological process (GO): steroid biosynthetic process
Molecular function (GO): 3-beta-hydroxy-Delta5-steroid dehydrogenase (NAD+) activity
Source: RefSeq, a predicted model, not a curated record